AAAGGGGAGGAAACAGAGGAAGCAAGCGGGGCAGGCUUCGGCUCGGAGGUCAGCACCAUGUCAUGAUCUCGCUACAAGACUGGGUUUGGACACUUUCCCCUCCCGACCAAACUGACAGCGUCGUUUGUUCUACCUGGGAAAAGGCUGGCGCUGCCGAGCUCUUUUGUGCAAGUCCACUUGCUCCUCAAUCCUCCUCCAACAUCCUUCAACAUUCUCUCGAGUGAGGGAGACACUUCAUUACAGUAGUUCGUUUUGGGUUGUGGGUUGAGAGAGAGAGAGAGGUGGAGGGGAGAGAGCAGAGGGCAUGCGAGAGAGAGAGGAAGAGAGGUGGUGAUAGAACUGGAUUGAGGUCGUAGGGAAGAAGCAGUUUGAUAGCUUCGUGAAUCUGAAAGAAAUCGGCACGUGGAAAAGGCACAGCAUGCUCUUCUGAUCUGUAGAGUGCUUUCAGAAUAACGUCUGGGAGCCAUGGCAUCUCAGUCUUGGAUCAGAGGGAAUUUGCUCGGUGCAGGCGCUUUUGGAAGCGUGAACCUUGCGAUUAAUAGAGAGAAUGGGGAAGUAUUUGCGGUGAAGUCGGUGCAGGUGAAAGUGCGCUACGCAGGAUCAGAAGCUGCUGUGAGAGCAAUCGAGAAUGAGAUUGAUAUGUUGCAGAGACUGGAUUCCAAGUAUGUUGUGCGUUGCUUGGGCAGUGAUUGGACUGAAGAGGGUGGCCAAUUGAUGCGCAACUUGUUUUUGGAGUACAUGCCCGAAGGCUGCUUGACAGAUUUCGUGAAGCAGUUCACGAGCUCCGGGGCUUUGGACGAGCAAUUGCUGCGGACGUACACGCGCAGUAUCGUGGAGGGAAUUGAUUACCUGCACAGCAAUGGAAUCGUGCACUGCGAUAUCAAGGGGAAGAACAUAUUGAUUGGAAAUGGAAACGUGAAGUUGACAGAUUUUGGAUCCUCCAAGAGAGUCGGCGCUAAGGUUGAGAGCGACGUCAUGAAUUGCGCAGCCAAGGUCAAUGGCACGCCGUUGUGGAUGGCACCCGAGGUUGUAAGGCAGGUUGAGCAAGGCCCCCCGUCGGAUAUCUGGUCCUUGGGAUGCACUGUGGUGGAAAUGGCCACCGGGAGAGCUCCAUGGAGCCACUUCGCCAACCACUUCGCAGCCCUUUACCACAUUGGUUGCACUGAUCAGCUCCCCGAAGUGCCGGCUUCGCUCUCCGCGGAAGCACACGACUUCUUGUCUCACUGUUUCCAGCGGGAUUCUUCCAAGAGAUGGACCAGCGCACAGCUGCUCCAGCACCCUUUUCUAACCUCCCGAUUUGUGCCAUCUCCUAUUGCUGUGAAAGCUCCCGCGUCUCCAAUUAACUUAACACAUUUCUCAGCACUUUCUGACAGCGAUCCAUGUGUGUCCUUUGAGGACUCUGUUCUGACCCUUGCUGCGCCCGCGCCUUCUCUUUCCAAACGAGGAUUGGUUAGUGCGCAACCCGAGGCGCAAAAAUGGGUUGAGGAAAAUUGGUGGAGCACCCCUGCCAGCCCUGAUUCCGGGCCAUGGAUUGUGGUGCGAUCGCCGCGAAGCUCCUUUUCUCCUUCCAUCGUGUCCCCAGAUACGGAAAGCUCAACCUCGUCCAUUGAAACCCCAAUUGUGGGCCGGGAUACCGAGGUCUGUGAGAUCAGCUGUGAUAUCGAGGUCUCGGAGAUUUCAACGGAGGGGAGCACCUCGGCUUCGUCACUUCACGUUUCAAUAUGUUUUGGAGCCCCCUCUUCACUGGGAGCUGUAGUUGGUGUUUCCUACGCUGAAAACUCUUUACUCGUGAGCCAUUUCGACAUUACCGAAACGGAUUUCGGCUUUAUGCCAAGAGGAGAAACUAGUGCAGCUUUUCAUUGCCGUAGCUUGUCGGCGUCGGAGAAGUCUGUGUCAUACUCCGAGGAGGGAGAAUCCCCCAGUACUUAUUGGAAUUCACAACUCAGUACUGUAAUCAGCACCAUUAGUGACUCAUAUUUCAAGUAUCGAAAAGUUUACCAGUCUAAUGCGCAGAUUCUCCAUCACUGGUAUCACGUCCUGAUUAGAGGUGGCUUACGCAGAAGCAAUAGGGACUUUGAAUGUUGGAAAUCUGAUCAUACUGAUCACUUCAUGUCACAAAUUCCAUAUUUAGCACCAUUGAAUCUUCAAAAACAUUUUCCCUUGCAUUUCUAUUGCAUUCUCUCCCCUGUUUGCGUGUUCAACUUGACCUGUUUGGUUGUAUCGGAUGUCAACGAACUAUGUGGGAAAUUUUUUCUAGCUUCUGAGGAGCUUCCUCUUGUGGAAUUUGCAAAAGUCACCAGUCUAACACUCCACUGUUGUCACCAUCGUCGUCACAGUUCUUGGUAUGCUUCAGCCCAUCCACAUUUCAGUUCCUCAACUCUUGUAGCCUUCAUCGCAAACUGA
Molecule: messenger RNA, 2403 nt
Organism: Physcomitrium patens
Lineage: Eukaryota; Viridiplantae; Streptophyta; Bryopsida; Funariales; Funariaceae
Biological process (GO): signal transduction; protein phosphorylation
Molecular function (GO): protein kinase activity; ATP binding
Source: RefSeq, a predicted model, not a curated record